This is a messenger RNA of Striga asiatica, 1897 nucleotides long. The record is from the annotation of a GenBank genome assembly. Lineage: Eukaryota; Viridiplantae; Streptophyta; Magnoliopsida; Lamiales; Orobanchaceae.
ACCGACUGGCGCACGUUAUUUGGUCAAAUAUUAGGGUUGCGUCCGAUUGUUUUUCUCAUUAUCGUAUUGCCUGCAUUAUUGACUUGCCUAUCUCAUACUUCUCUCUCUAGAAUUUUUUUUUUCUUUCUUAUUUUUUCGCCAGAUCUUGAGAUGGAGAUGGAGCGCGUGACCGAGCUGACGAUGGAUCGGCGGCCGAGGAAAAGGCCGCGGUUGGGAUGGGACGUUCUUCCUCAAGCCCCUAAGGCUCAGCUAGGAUUGUUUUCUGGACAAGAGAUUGGAAUUGUGACAAGCUAUGAACCUUUGAGGGCACUCACGGAUCAUCCUAGUUCACUAUUUGUUAAGGGUCUUGCUCGAAAUGGUUCACCCCCAUGGCGAGAAGAUGACAAAGAUGGCCAUUAUAUGUUUGAGAUCGGAGAAAAUUUAACUUCUCGCUAUAAGAUUCACGGCAAGAUGGGUGAAGGUACUUUUGGUCAGGUUUUAGAGUGUUGGGACAGGGAGAGAAAAGAAAUGGUAGCCAUCAAAAUUGUCCGUGGCAUUAAGAAAUAUCGUGAAGCAGCAAUGAUUGAGGUAGAAGUACUCCAACAACUUUGUAGACAUGACAAGGGUGGCAAUCGUUGUGUUCAAUUACGGAACUGGUUUGACUAUCGUAACCAUAUCUGUAUUGUCUUUGAGAAGCUUGGACCAAGCUUAUACGAUUUCCUACGCAAAAACAAUUAUCGCUCAUUUCCCAUUGAUCUUGUCCGUGAGAUUGGCAGACAACUGUUGGAAUGUGUAGCAUUUAUGCAUGAUUUGCACCUCAUUCAUACGGACUUGAAGCCUGAAAAUAUUCUUCUUGUGUCACCGGAAUAUUUAAAAGUUCCUGAUUACAAGGGUUCUUCAAGGUCUCCGAAGGACAACUCGUAUUACAAGAGGAUCCCAAAGUCGAGUGCUAUCAAAGUAAUUGAUUUUGGUAGCACAACAUAUGACAGGCAGGACCAGUCAUAUAUUGUAUCUACACGGCACUACAGAGCCCCAGAAGUUAUUCUUGGACUUGGGUGGAGUUACCCUUGUGAUAUAUGGAGCGUUGGUUGUAUCCUGGUUGAACUUUGCUCGGGCGAAGCUUUGUUCCAAACCCAUGAAAACUUGGAGCACCUUGCAAUGAUGGAAAGGGUACUCGGAGCCUUACCCCAGCACAUGUUGAAAAAAGCAGAUCGACAUGCAGAGAAGUAUGUUAGAAGGGGUCGACUUAACUGGCCAGAGGGAGCAGCAACUAGAGAUAGUAUGAGGGCUGUUCAGAAGUUGCCGAGGCUCCAGAAUUUGAUCAUGCAGCAUGUGGAUCAUUCGGCAGGAGACCUUAUUCAUUUACUACAAGGGCUCUUGAGAUAUGAUCCAGUUGAAAGGUUGUCGGCUGAAGAAGCACUAAGGCACUCUUUCUUCACCAGGGAUCGUCUGAUUAGACACUGAGUCUGAUUAGAUACCGAGUCUUCCUUUUUUUAUUGAAAGGGGAGCUCUUGAUUUUGCACCGUGCCUGUAAGUACAUGGUCAUUCAAAGUUUUGCAGAGGUGGUGCUUUCGGAAGUAGUUGCUGAAAUUUCAAAAUUCCAAGACCCGGUAAUGUACAUAGCCAUAGGUACAAGCCUGGAAUAAUUCGGCGGUCUGCGUUUGUAUUAAUUCUUGUGUUGUAUUCCUGAAGACUUUUAUUCUCAACUUGCCUUGUUAUAUUGUUGUGAUAGAUUUCUUUUUUCAUGGCAUACUAUAAAUGGUGUUUGGAGAAACAUUUAGAUGUUUUUGCUGCUUUGUCUGUUCUCUGGUGAAUUUGGCUUGUCAUUCUCAAUGGUGUAAUGUCUUGUUCAUCAUAGUGAUGGUAAUAUUAAUAUAUUGAUCAAGAGGUUAUACCAUAAGGAUUUGUGAAAGUUUAA